Messenger RNA from Hibiscus syriacus, 810 nucleotides. RefSeq lists its product as uncharacterized. The coding region runs from base 191 to 676 and encodes 161 amino acids. Lineage: Eukaryota; Viridiplantae; Streptophyta; Magnoliopsida; Malvales; Malvaceae. The transcript has 2 exons. The record is from RefSeq and is a predicted model, not a curated record.
UUUGUCCUCCUUGAACAUCACGAAAAAUUUGUGUAUUUGCUGUCAUGGAAUCAUUAUCCUUUUUUUUUCUAAAAAAACGCCUAAUCCAUUUAUUUCUUUAUAUAAAUAUAAAUCUUCUUCAGGUUUCAACUUCAUGUGUUCCAUUAGCUGAACAUUUUCUUGUUGGUUUCUUAUUCAAUUGUUAUCAGAAAUGGGUGAAGAAGACGAUGUUAAAGAAUUGUUCGAGUCCCCAGGUUUCGUUGAUCAUCAUCAGAAAGAGGAUAGACAAAGAGAUCAUCAGUGGAAGAACAUGGAAAACGAUGACGGUGAAACUUCGGCUUGUGAAUCAUCAUCCAUGGAAGUUUCUUCAACAACUCGUUCUUCAAUAUCAGACAUGAUAGACGACGCAUCUUCGUCUUCAUCAUCGACUUCCACUAAUUCUAAUGGACCUUUAUAUGAAUUAUCAGAGCUCAUGGCACAACUCCCAAUCAAGAGAGGUCUUUCGAAGUAUUUCCGGGGAAAAUCUCGGUCGUUUAGUCGUGUGUUGAGCGUUAGAAACAUACAACAAUUUGCCAAGAAAGAACGGCAUCACAAGAGAAAAAUCAAAGCAUAUGGUGGUGGCCUUAAACAUACAACUUUUGCAAUUUGCAGACCUCCUCCUUUUCCAGUACAAACUAAAAACUUCUCAUCGUUAUAGUUUCCUUUUAGAUCAAAAUUGAAUUAUUAGAAUCCAUGCACAUGAUUGCCGCUGUUUCCAAACUCAUUUUUAUAAGGAAAACUGAUCGAAUUUGCAGAUGAUAGAUUUUGUAACUUUGAUCCUCCAUGAUAUAC